AUGCUCUUCCCCAUGUACACGGUGCGCUUAGAGGCAGUUCUGCAAAUGGUGGAAAUUGAGCCGCACGAGCACCUAAAGGCCAAAGACAUCCUUGUUGAGUUCAGCCAAGACCUCGGGAAUGCUGCAUUUGUGUCACAUCAAUGGGUGGGCAAUGGCCAUCCAGAUCCAGAUUUCAAGCAGUUUCGGGUCCUGCAGGAGGCCUUGAGGCAUGUCAUGUCGGACCUUAGUUGCAUACCGCCGGAUGUUUUCACAGAAGCUCAUGUGCCCAGCACUAAAAGCUGGCCCACCUGGAAGCUGCGUUCUGCGCCUCUCUUCAUUUGGUAUGACUGUGUUCUCGCCCAGGACUUGGGCCAAUCGCGGAAAAUUGGUUCCGUAAAGGUUCCAGAACUGGCUUCCCUGGGAACUUACUUGGGCAUCGAGGUAGAGUCGAGAUCAGCAGGUGAAGGCGAUUUCACCGUAGCUGAUGAUCGACUCAAACUGGUCAAGACUGUGCAUGAGCUGGUUCCUGGCUUCAAAGGUGAGCCGGGGCUGGAUUCCCAGCCUGUGGGACAGUUCCUCUUCCAGAAUGGAUUUGUAGCCGUUGACGAGGCUGACGCCGCUGGAUGGAAGCCUUUGCACUACGCGGCACUGCGAGGCAACACGUCACUGCUUCUGGGUCUCCUGGAGGCCAGAGCAAACAUCAAUGCUGGCACCAAGAAGGACCAGCCACUCCUGGGUCAGCCAGCUGGGUCAUCAGCGCUGAAUUUGGCUUUGGCCUUUCGGAAUAAUGAUGUGGCCCGCUUGCUUGUCGGUGCAAAGGCCAACUUCACCAGGAGGUACACAGACGCGGCUGCCGCAGCAAUGUCAAACAAUCCGGAAGGCAUCCGCAUGCUCAGCAACGCCGGCUAUGAUCUCACAAGAACGAGCUUUUUCCACCUGUCUCCGCUGGAUGUUGCCGCGGGCUUCGGUUCGCUCGAAGCUCUCGAGGAGCUGGUUGCCUCUGCUGGCCCAGCACUUGCCCGCAUGGACAUGUCCCGCGCCCUCUUUUCAUCAGCUGCCUUGCGUGGGGGGAGCGCAGCGCAAGUGCAACGCCUUUUGGAGCUGAGGGCCGACGUCAAUGCAGCCUUCUCUGUUAACUGGACCACCUGGCACGGCCUGGUGGUGGCAGUAAUGGGCCUUCGGCACCGGCUUGGCACAGGCACAGCUAUGACCAGCUGGGCGUAUCAUCUACCUGGCCAGACGCCCUUGAUGGCGGCAGUGAUGUCCGGACAGUACGAAGGAGCUGCUGCGCUUGUUGCGGCGGGCGCGCGGCUAGACCUGCGCAACUGGCACGGUUGGACCGUUUCACAUUUUGCACGCGAGAGGUCCGUGCCCGACUUCUUGAUGGAGGCAUUUCAGGGCCAGCUUGAAGGUUGCCAAAGAGUAUCCGCACUGGCUCCUGGCUAUGUAGAGGAGUGCUUCUAG
Molecule: messenger RNA, 1443 nt
Organism: Symbiodinium pilosum
Lineage: Eukaryota; Dinophyceae; Suessiales; Symbiodiniaceae
Source: the annotation of a GenBank genome assembly